Messenger RNA from Poecilia reticulata (guppy), 2511 nucleotides. The record is from RefSeq and is a predicted model, not a curated record. Lineage: Eukaryota; Metazoa; Chordata; Actinopteri; Cyprinodontiformes; Poeciliidae.
UGUUGUGUUUUUGUUUCUCAGCUGAAUAUUUCAGUAACAAUAUCUGCAGUUUAUUAUCUGACAGAGUUUAUUAAAGAUGGACGAACUGCUGCGAAAUGAGGAAUAAUAAUAUGACGGCGUAAUAACAUAUAUAGAAACAUUUAAGCACAGUUUUGGUUGGUUGUUAUUUAAUUAAUAAUGGACAGCAACAGCCACUUAAUCACUGCUAACCGGCCGCUUUAUUAGGCACACAUCACUACAACAGGACUCUGGACGUUUACUCUUUUCAGGACAUUCUUGGUAAACCUGAAAGUUCUCGGUUCAAAUCCCAGCAGAUGAGCAGCUUCACUCUCAGACUAGUCAGGCUUUAACCAACAGCCAUGACAUUCAAAAUCUAACAAAUCCCCUCCAUCCUCAUGUUGAUUGGUUUACAUUUGAGCAGGAGGAGAACUUGAUCAGCUGUUUAGUGUGUCCAGUGAGACGUUAAAGUCUGUUUAUCAUAGUUUCAACAUCUAUGAUUAAACUUUAGGUUCUUAAGGAGCUGAAAAUCACAAAACAAGCAGAAAACGGAUCAGAUAUAUCAGUAUGGAUGAUCCAAAAUAGUUCAUGUCUUUUGCUUCAUGCAUCCUAUAAUUUCAGCAUCAGGUUGGAAUCAGGAAGCAGCAUCAAUGAGACUUUGACUGGACCACAGAUGUAAUAGUAACCUGAACCUCCUGAACUCAUUUCACUCUGAUCUCUGAAGGAGUUAAAGCAAAGCAACAGCGCCACCUGCAGGUUGUUCCCAGUAUGUUUGAUGGUCAGACUGGAAACUCAAUAGAAAUCUGAAUCAAACAUUUCAGUGUCUCUAAUGUCUAAUCUAAACAAACAGCGCCACCUGCUGGGUGAUUAUUUACACCUGAUUCCAGUUCAGCCACUGAAAGCAGCAGCAGCUUCCUCCUCUUGUCCAAUCAGCAGCUUCCUCCUCUCAUCCAACCAGCAUCUUCCUCCUCUCGUCCAAUCAGCAUCUUCCUCCUCUCGUCCAAUCAGCAGCUUCCUCCUCUCAUGGUCCAACCAGCAGCUUCCUCCUCUCUGGGGGCUGCAGGGGCUGAUGGGAGCUCUGGUUCCUCUGCUCUGAUCUCUCAGCUCGUCCUUGUUUGGCCUCAGCUGCAUCAGAGCCACUUCUCCCCAGGUUCACCAGAGGAAACUCCACUGCACACAAUGCUUUUCCUCCCAGCUGCUGCUCUGUGCUGGCUGGGUUCAGCGCUGGCUGCCAUGGCAACACACCUGGUUCAGGACGAUUUGAGUCGAACUGGAAGAGUUGACCAUAGCAUUUCCUUCAGCUGUGGAAGAACUGAUCAGUGUGGUGGAAAUGUUGUAGUCUGGUACCAGAAGAAAGACACAGAAACGUUCAGAGCUAUUCUCUACAUCACCAGUGGUGGUAGAACAGAAAAGCCUUUCAAUCAUCCCCAACAAGACGAUUUCUCUGCUGAAAAUACUCAGAAAGUCUGUUUGUUGAGGAUCAAUGCAGUGAAACUCACUCAYUCAGCCUCCUACUACUGCGGCUGUAGGAAGUCUGGGUACCCCAUCUUUGGUUCUGGAACCAAACUGUAUGUAACAGGUGACCCGGUGGUGCAGCCCGUGGUGAGCGUGUACCCAGCAGCAUCCAGCGCCCAGCGGGACAGGAAGGGCUUCCUGCUGUGUCUGGCCUCAGGCAUGUUUCCUCCUGAGGUCCAGRUCUCCUGGAAACGACUGGAGGACGGUGGAGAGACGGAUCUGACCUCUGCAGAGCAGCUGGAGCUCAGAGAGCCCAACCGCACCGCCUCCAUCUUACCGGUGGACCGGGAUCAACACGGCACAUCUAGAUACCGCUGCUCUGUGCAGCAUGAGGGGGGCCCAGUGGAGGCCCCAGCAACACAAGAGCUUCCAGCUGCAGCAGCCUCCUGUCCUCCACAGAGUCCAGACCAGGCAGAUCAGCUGCAGCACGACUGGUCCUUCCAGCCUGGCUGCAGGGUGAAGCUGCUCUGCCUGCUCUACUCAGUGCUGAUAGUGAAGAGUCURGUGUUCUGCUGUGGACUCUCUCUGCUGAUGGUCCUCAGGACCAAGGGACCGGCCCCCAGCUGAGCCUCUGCUGCAGCUGCUGCUUCUCUCUGAGGCUGCAGGAUUUUAUUAUCCAUCACUGAAAAUCAUUUAUGCAGCUUUAGCUUCGUUUUAAUUGGUUCUGGAGCUUCUUUGGUUUUAUAAAGCCAGAUAUUCUCAGCCAAUCAGAACGAUCUGCUCUGAAGGAAACUAAAUCAGUUCAAGGAGAUUUAACAUCAUCGACUUUAAUAAAAGUUUAGAUUUUAACAGAUUUUCCUAGAAAAUGUCAGAUUUGAUCCAAAAUGACAUGAAUUCAUUCAAUGUUGACUCUUUAAUGCAGUUUUAAUGUAAGUUUGCUUUAAAAAUAUAAUUUUGUACCAAAUGACUCUUUAUCAUAAAUAUUCAUAAAGACUCAUGUUUAUAAUUUCAUGUCUUAUUCUGACCCUUAAAUAAAGUUUUACCAAACAUUUUGAUCAA